Messenger RNA from Mustela erminea (ermine), 3350 nucleotides. It is a transcript of the gene STMN3, whose product is annotated as stathmin 3. The transcript is spliced from 7 exons. The coding region runs from base 1085 to 1627 and encodes 180 amino acids. Gene Ontology annotation, cellular component: neuron projection; cytoplasm. NCBI's taxonomy places the organism in Eukaryota, Metazoa, Chordata, Mammalia, Carnivora, Mustelidae. The record is from RefSeq and is a predicted model, not a curated record. Gene Ontology annotation, molecular function: tubulin binding. Gene Ontology annotation, biological process: neuron projection development; regulation of microtubule polymerization or depolymerization; microtubule depolymerization.
GCCGGAGCUGGGGCCCGCGCUGCCCGGCCGCCCUCACGCGCGGGCCGCCCGGCCUGCCGUCCGCUGUAGCCUGUCAAGGCCACCGGACCAACUGUGGAAGUGCGAGGAAACGGACACCGGGGCUGGCCGCACGCAGCCCCGCUCAGCAGACACAGGGACCUCGGCCCGGUCAACAAAUCCGGAUUGAGAGUCUGUUCCUGCAGGUCUUUGCGUUACCUGUGGUGGGGCAGGCCCUGUGUGGGCCACAGAACGGAUGUCAGCCAGCCCCACGCCCGCCAUGGGCGCACCCGGACCUCCACAUCUGCUGGGCCUGCUCCCGCUGGACUCGGAUCCUUACGUCUGUCCGGGUCUGGCCCCUUUCUGGGCCUCCCUCACCCCUCUGCAGGCUCCUGAGGUUUCCCAGUUUUAGUCCUGGCCCAAGGACCUAGUUGCUUACGGAGCAAGCGUUUCUCUUGACCGCUGUGGUUCUGUCCCUUAAAUGGAAAUGACGCCCGAUCCGCUUCACUUCCCAAGGCCAGAGUGAGACCAGAGGGUCACUGCAGGAAAAGGGCCCACCGUCUGCAAAGCUCUCCGGUGGGGGAAAUCAACCUGAUCUCUAGGCCCAGAGAGGAGGGAGUCAUGACCCCCGCACACUCACCAACUCUAUCUCUCCUCACCUGGAGACGGGCGUUAUGGCUGUAUCUUGCCCAGAGAAACAGAGCCACCGAGAAGUCAGAAACCCGCUCCCAGUCGCACAGCAAAAUUGACUCGUCCUUUGGGGUGCUCCUUGGAGGCCUUCCCGACCAGUUCCUACCCCACUGCCUACGACGUGCUUUCCCCUCAGCACGGACCUGGGCGCACAGAACACCCCUCCCAGGCUUCAGAGGCUUUAAUGAAGAGCUCUCCAGCCCCAGCCUGAUGUGGGGGCCUCUCCUCUCCGGCCCUGCGGACCCUGGGGAAUGGGGCAUGUCUCCACAUACCCCCAAGCCUGCACAAAGCCAAGCUGGGGCCUCGAGUCCAGGAGCACUGCAGCAUUCGCCGACUGCAGCUCCAGCCGCCGCCCGAGCCUCCUUGGCCUUCCGCAGCCGCCACCGCCGCCAGCACCAUGGCCAGCACCCUUUCCGCUUACAAGGAGAAGAUGAAGGAACUGUCAGUGCUGUCGCUCAUCUGCUCCUGUUUCUACUCACAGCCGCACCCCAACACCAUCUACCAGUAUGGGGAUAUGGAGGUGAAGCAGCUGGACAAGAGGGCCUCUGGCCAGAGCUUCGAGGUCAUCCUCAAGUCCCCUUCUGACCUGUCCCCCGAGAGCCCAGUGCUCUCCUCUCCCCCCAAGAGGAAGGACACCUCCCUGGAGGAGCUGCAGAAGCGGCUGGAAGCAGCUGAGGAACGAAGGAAGACGCAGGAGGCGCAGGUGCUGAAGCAGCUGGCCGAGCGGCGCGAGCACGAGCGCGAGGUGCUGCACAAGGCGCUGGAGGAGAACAACAACUUCAGCCGCCAGGCCGAGGAGAAGCUCAACUACAAGAUGGAGCUCAGCAAGGAGAUCCGCGAGGCGCACCUGGCGGCGCUGCGCGAGCGCCUGCGCGAGAAGGAGCUGCACGCCGCCGAGGUACGCAGGAACAAGGAGCAGCGAGAGGAGAUGUCUGGCUAAGGCGCUGUGGGCCACCGGCGCCUGGAUCCUGAGAGGCGACAUCAGCACAUGCGGGCUCUGGUUUCGUCUUGUCCCACUUCGUCUAGAUGCAACUUUUGUCCCCGCACCCUCCCUCCCUCCCCUGCACUCCCGGCUCCUGCUUCUCUUUCCGCUCCGAGCUGUCCAGUCCUGCACAGGCUCUCCAUCGAGGAGCCACCACGGCGUGGCACACAGUCCCUCGGUUCAGGCACCAGGCCAGGCAGUGGCUGGGUCCCCCGUUGGUGGCCCUCUUAGAUGUGGUGACAGCCUCAAUAAAUCCCGUGGUGGUAGCAGGAACAUGUGGGUCCUUAUGCUGGCUUGUCCUGUGAGCACCUUGUACUUCGGGCACGUCCUCUGAGCCAGCUCCCUGCCGCUGACAGGCCAAGGUGACACCGCCUGCCAGGCCUUCGGUGGGAGGAGGCCCUCUGGGUCAGUCGUGGGAGCCACUUGUGCAGUGGAAUGCUUUGGAAUAGUGCAUAGGAGUCCUCUGAGACCACCUGGCCUGCAGUGGGCAGCUUGGACUGGCCUGGGAGGGUUAGUCAUUGCCUGUGGCUGGACUAGGCAGUGGGAGGGUGGGAUGUGGCCCAGCUGGAGUCCAGGGGAGCGGGCAUUCUCCACCAGGGACCCAUGAGCCCGUGCCGUGGUCUAGAGGGUUGUGGGCUGCAUGGACACGCCUUGGUGGAUCCUCCUCCCAGGAGUGCUCCCCUCCUAAGAGACUCUGGCCCAGUACUGGUGUGGGCCUCCAUCACCAUUCCUCUCCCCCCGGUAGGCUUUACGGAUCCUUGGAGGACCCCGUCUUUAGAGCCCUUUGGAGUCUUGGUCCCUUUCUGUGCCCUAACCCUGGUUUAAAAAAAAAAAAAAAAAAGCUCCUAUGGUGCUCUGGGCCAUGGGGCUUUCAGGCUCAGCUCUGGACAGGUAUGGCUAGGUCUGAGUGAGUGGUAGCUGCAAGUGCCCCUCAGGGAGCAGAUGGCGGGGGCAGGAGGGUGUAGGGGACCAGCUGCUUGCAGCCUCAGAUGGUGGGGGGCGAUGUUCCCAAGCCACCUUCCUACCUAGUCCAUCCUUGACAUUCUUGACCUGUGGCCCUCUCUGGCACUAGGCCUUUCCUGCCAACACCUUCCUGGACUGGGCUCCUUCUCCUCCAUCGGCCGAGCGGGACUCUCCAGAUUGCCAGUGCUGGCCUUUGAGGACUGUCACCUGCUGCCCAUGAGGGUGGUGUCCAGUCCUUGUGCUCCAUCCUCCGUGGCCACCCCACUUCACAGCUGAGGACUGAGGGCAGGGUCCCUGCUGACCAUCCUCUGAGUGGGAAGCAUUAGGGACAGACUGCAAGGACCCAGAGCCAGGGCUUUAGAAGCCAGGUGGGUGGCCGCCCCCCGGUUCCCCCAGCCUCCAUCCUAUGGAAGCCCGUGCCGGUGGACUGCCAGGGCCCAGCCAGAAAGCACAGCUGGGCGCUGGGCGCUACAACAGGCUUUGGGGGAGGCAGGGACCCAUGCCCACUUUCCCUGUCCCACCCGCAGUCUCCGGGGGAAUGACAAGCCAGGAUUGGAACCCCACUGUCCCCCACGUGGCUCCUGCGGGACUCAGAAAGGGACAUGGGAAGAGAGCGGAGGGCCGGAUUUCUCUCUGCAGUGGCAGCUCUCUCAUAGUGGAAGCCUAGUGUGAUAUGUACCCAUCUCAUCCACGUAGUGAAAGUGAACUUAAAUGAAAU